UAAAUUUCUCUCGUUCUUGAAUUUCUAAUCAUUUUCUCCUGAAAAUCCUCCGUUUCCUCUGCAAACUUGAGGUUUUGUCACAAGUUAUUGAAUUUGAAUUCGAAUUUCCUCUUCUUUUUUUUUGCCUUAAACCAUCAUCUGGGCCUGUCCACUUUCGUAGAAAUUGUCUCAUGGGAAUUCAAAAGGACAGGAUCAGAUUCAAUGUUGGAGGCAAGAUCUUUGAAACAACAGCGACAACUUUAGCCAUUGCCGGCCGAAAUUCACUCUUCGGAGCAAUGUUCGAUGGUAACUGGAACCUCCAAUACGAUCACACCACAGAACAUUUCAUGGAUCGCAACCCGGAUUGCUUCGCAGUUCUUCUUGACCUCCUAAGAACAGGGGAGCUCUGUAUUCCCUCCAAUUUACCCGAAAAACUCCUUUACAGAGAAGCCCUGUUUUAUGGCCUUCUUGACCAUGUCAGGUCAGCCAAGUGGGGCCCAUUCGAUGGCAACAGGCUCCGACUAGCCCGGUCCAUAACGGGCUGUGCCCCAGGUGAUGGCACGGCCAUUCGGGCAGGACCGGAUGGUGGAUGCUGUGUGGCACAUGGUAGUAUGGUACAUGUUUAUGAUUGGAUGCUAGAAGAGCACCCUCCAAUAAACCUUGAUUACCAAAGGGUGAAUGAUGCUUGUUGGAUUGACUCAGAGAGGAUUGUGAUCAGUGCUUGUGAGCGAUUGGGCCGGGGCGAAGGAGGCAUGGGGUUGUUCAGUGCAUCAACAGGGGACCUAAGGUACAAAUUUCAUGUCACACAUGAAAAUCAGGUCAAGAGUUACACUGCUGGUGCUUUAAGUUUUAGUGCAGAUUAUAAGUUGUUUUCUAGCUGCAAAGGUAGAAGCAAUGAGUAUGGAAUUGGUGUUUGGGAUCAAAUUACUGGGAAACAGAUUGAUUUUUUCUAUGAGCCACCUGGUUGGUCCCUUGGUGAUGCUGACAAGCUUCAAUGGUUACAUGGUACCAACUGUUUGUUGGUUGCAACUUUGUUUCCAAGGAAAGACAACUGUUACAUUAGUUUGUUGGAUUUUAGAGAUAAGUCCAUGGUUUGGUCAUGGUCUGAUAUUGGGGCUCCAAUUACUGAUGAGAGGCGGGUUAGGGACGCUAUAGCAAUGGAGGAAACUAGUUGUGUGUGUGUAGUGAAUGAGUAUGAGGAUUUGGGGUUUAUGGAUUUGAGGAGCAUUGGCCGGAGUGUACGAUGGAGCUCGAGGAGCCGGUGGAUGAAGGGGAAAAUGCCCGAUGAACCAUGUUACCCUAAAUUGGCAUUGCACGAAGGGCAACUGUUUUCAUCUAUGAAUGAUAGUAUUUCAGUGUUCUGUGGUCCGGAUUGGGUAUUGACAUCGAGGCUUGGACAGAGUUAUGGUGGUUCAAUCUGCGAUUUCUCUAUCGGAGGUGACCGGCUCUUUGCUCUUCAUAGUGAAGAAAAUGUGUUUGAUAUAUGGGAGACUCCACCUCCCCCCAUUGUGUGAUUUAGCUUAGGGAUUGUAUGUCGUGUCCGUCUCCUCCAUCAUGAUAAAAAGUUUGAUAUACAUAGUUUAGACUUAAACUCGUGACGUUCUAUGUAACUUUAGUUGGUGUUUGUAGGUUAGGGAGAUAGAUUUCCAUAAAAUGACAAUGAAAUGAAAGAGACUGCUUAAC
Molecule: messenger RNA, 1662 nt
Organism: Ilex paraguariensis (yerba mate)
Lineage: Eukaryota; Viridiplantae; Streptophyta; Magnoliopsida; Aquifoliales; Aquifoliaceae
Source: the annotation of a GenBank genome assembly